Molecule: messenger RNA, 1329 nt
Organism: Penicillium paradoxum
Lineage: Eukaryota; Fungi; Ascomycota; Eurotiomycetes; Eurotiales; Aspergillaceae
Product: isoaspartyl peptidase/L-asparaginase
Exons: 1
Coding region: 1-1329 (442 amino acids)
Molecular function (GO): hydrolase activity
Source: RefSeq, a predicted model, not a curated record
AUGACAAAACCAACAUUCAAACCCACCCUCAUCAUCCACGGCGGCGCCGGCAACAUCCAACGCUCCAAACUGCCCCCAGACCUCUACGCCGCCCACCACACCUCCCUCCAAUCCUACCUCCGCUCAACCCACGACCUCCUUAGAGAUGGCGCCACAGCCCUCGACGCUGCCGUCCACGCCGUCUCCCUCCUCGAAGACGACCCUCUAUUCAAUUGCGGCCGCGGCAGCGUCUUCACAACAGCCGGCACAAUCGAAAUGGAAGCCUCCGUAAUGAUAACCUCUCUCCACGACGACACCCAACCGGGCACCAUCAAGCGCGGCGCAGGCGUGAUGGGCCUCCGCAACGUCCGCCACCCAAUCCAUCUCGCGCGCGAGUCGCUUCUCAGAACAGGCACCGCAGCUGACGGGUCACCUACCAACGACGGCGGAAGUAUGCAUUCCCAGCUAGUCGGCCCACACGUGGAGUCCCUUGCACGCGACUGGGGGCUAGAAUUCUGUCCCGAUGAAUGGUUCUUCACACAGAAACGGUGGGAUGAGCACCUACGCGGCUUGAAGGGCGAGGAAGAGCCUGUUUCUUCAACCCAGGGCACUGUUGGAUGCGUCUGUCUCGAUCAAUGGGGGAAUCUGGCCGUUGCCACUAGUACCGGCGGUCUGACGAAUAAAUUACCCGGCAGGAUCGGUGAUACGCCUACUCUGGGUGCUGGAUUCUGGGCUGAGGCGUGGGAUGAAAUGGUGUCGAGUAGUGGUGCGCUGGAUUCCCCUGUGGGGGAUAUCUUGCGUGAUGCCAGGAGUUGGAUUGGGGAUUGCAUGCCGCGCUUUCUGCGAGACUCGAGUCAUACGGCUUAUGCGCCGCUUGUGCCCACGGAAUCUUCGCAGCUCCGCUUUGCGGGUGAGAAGGCUUCUCGGUACUACCAGGUUCCAGGUGCUGAAUACUGCCGUCGGCGGGCUGUUGCUGUCUCUGGGACGGGGAAUGGGGAUUCGUUUCUUCGAGUCGCGGCUGCGCGGACUGCUGCGGCUAUGUUGAGGUUUUCUUCGUCUGGAGGGUUCCCCGAUGGUCUUGCGGAUGCAGUGACGGCUGUUGCUGGGCCGGAUGGUGAGCUUCAACGCUCGGCUGGUGCGAGGUGGGAUAAGACUGGUGAGGGGGAGGGAGGUAUCAUUGGCAUAGAGGCGGUGCUUGACCCUGGAAAUGGAGGCUCUGAUGUUAAACUGCAUCGGGGCGAGGUUGUGUUUGACUUCAAUUGUGGCGGUAUGUGGCGCGCUUGGGUAGAGGAGGAUGCUACUGGCAAUGAGGUUGAGAGGAUCAUGGUUUUUCGAGAGCAAUAUGAAUAG